Messenger RNA from Lontra canadensis (Northern American river otter), 1643 nucleotides. It is a transcript of the gene AGTR2, whose product is annotated as angiotensin II receptor type 2. Bases 171 to 1259 code for a protein of 362 amino acids. The record is from RefSeq and is a predicted model, not a curated record. Gene Ontology annotation, biological process: immune response; inflammatory response; G protein-coupled receptor signaling pathway. NCBI's taxonomy places the organism in Eukaryota, Metazoa, Chordata, Mammalia, Carnivora, Mustelidae. The transcript is spliced from 3 exons. Gene Ontology annotation, molecular function: angiotensin type II receptor activity. Gene Ontology annotation, cellular component: membrane.
UGUUGCAGCAUAUGUUAGAUAACCUGCCAGGAUAUGUCGAAAUGGUACAUAGUUUGGAAUAUUCCACAUAUGGGAGUGCGCUUAGGAACUGGGCAAGCUGAUUUAUGAUAACUAAGUUUUAAACUCCAACGACCAAAGGCAUAAGAAGUGGGAGCCACCGAGCUUGCAGUAUGAAGAACAACGUCACCCUUGCCACCAUCAGCAAAAACAUUACCAACAGCCUUCACUUCGGACUCGUGAACUUCAUCGGCAAUGAGUCGACCUUUAACUGUUCGCAUAAGCCAUCAGAUAAGCAUUUAGAUGCAAUUCCUAUCCUCUACUAUAUUAUUUUUGUGAUUGGAUUUCUUGUCAAUACUAUUGUGGUUACGCUGUUCUGUUGUCAAAAGGGUCCCAAAAAGGUGUCAAGCAUUUACAUCUUCAACCUGGCUGUGGCUGACUUGCUGCUGUUGGCCACUCUUCCUCUCUGGGCCACCUAUUACUCUUACAGAUAUGACUGGCUCUUUGGACCUGUGAUGUGCAAAGUGUUUGGUUCUUUCCUGACCCUGAACAUGUUUGCAAGCAUUUUUUUUAUCACCUGCAUGAGCGUUGAUAGGUACCAGUCUGUCAUCUAUCCCUUUCUGUCUCAGAGAAGAAAUCCCUGGCAAGCGUCUUAUAUUGUUCCCCUUGUUUGGUGUAUGGCCUGUCUGUCCUCAUUGCCAACAUUCUAUUUCCGAGAUGUCCGAACCAUUGAGUAUUUGGGAGUGAAUGCCUGCAUUAUGGCCUUCCCCCCCGAGAAAUAUGCCCAAUGGUCAGCUGGGAUUGCCUUAAUGAAAAAUAUCCUUGGUUUUAUUAUCCCUUUAAUAUUCAUAGCCACAUGCUAUUUCGGAAUCAGAAAACACUUACUGAAGACCAAUAGCUAUGGGAAGAACAGAAUAACUCGUGAUCAGGUCCUGAAGAUGGCAGCUGCUGUUGUCCUCGCGUUCAUCAUCUGUUGGCUCCCCUUCCACGUUCUGACCUUCCUGGAUGCUCUGGCCUGGAUGGGUGUCAUUAAUAGCUGUGAAGUUAUAGCAGUCAUUGACCUGGCACUUCCUUUUGCCAUCCUCCUGGGAUUCACCAACAGCUGCAUUAAUCCCUUUCUGUAUUGUUUUGUUGGUAACCGGUUCCAACAGAAGCUCCGCCGUGUGUUUAGGGUUCCAAUUACUUGGCUCCAAGGCAAGCGAGAGAGUGUGUCGUGCCGAAAAAACAGCUCCCUUAGAGAAAUGGAGACCUUUGUGUCUUAAACACCAGAGUGGAAUGCAUGUUCGCAACAUGGCUACUUGGUUCGAGGGCCCCCUGAAUGAUCAUUCAGUGCCUUUAGUCAAGGAGUAAGUUUCUCCCUUCAUGCAAUCUCUUCUCACUCUUAUAGAACAGAAAGCCAAAUGGACCUCAAGUGUCACCCAGUGACUUUCAGGAAUGGCCUGUUUCCUUCAGUUUCUGGGUAACAAUAGUGUCAUUGGGAGGACAGAACCAUGACCUCGAAGUCACUCAGGAGUUCUCUCCAAUGAUAAGUAAUAGCAAAUUGUGACUGGUGAUUUGGGGUUUCAGAUUUCUCCUUGACAGACGCUGAAGUUGGUUGUUGUUAUUGUUGGUUUUUAUAUUCAUUUUCAUCAGGCUUUCCUCUCGAA